Molecule: messenger RNA, 1581 nt
Organism: Necator americanus (New World hookworm)
Lineage: Eukaryota; Metazoa; Nematoda; Chromadorea; Rhabditida; Ancylostomatidae
Exons: 7
Coding region: 1-1581 (526 amino acids)
Source: RefSeq, a predicted model, not a curated record
AUGCGCAUCACCGGAACACUUCUUGUUUUGAUUCUCGCUUACUGUGUCGAUGCCAACUUCACUUCAUUUAUUGACUACGAGACGACAGCUGUGGGUCUUCGAGACGACAAGGACCAAAUCUGUCUUAGCGUCACAUUUGCUGUCACCAUAAUAAAUUUGAAUAUAAAUGGAACAAAUAAUCGAAUUCCAUUUGAUCUCACCUCGACGAAAAUAUCAGGUCAUUGCGCAAAAAAGGCGAAAGGCGACGCUUUGCUCACCGCAAGCAUUGCACGCGAUAACAGGGAGAAGGUCAUGAAGUUCUACUUUGGGACGAAGACUGUUCUUGUGAAGAAAUACGAAGAAUUACGUUGGCAACUGAAAAAAGUUGUUUAUUCGGAGACCUACGGAGGCCAACAAGAGAGAUCGAAAGAAAGUUUUAAGAAGUUUAAAAAAUUCCAGAAGUCGACGAAGGUUGUUCUAACCUUCGUCGACUAUGAGAAAGCCUUUGACAGCGUAGAAACGAAUGCAAUACUGUCAGCGCUGGUCGAUCAAGGUGUGGACGCGUCGUAUGUGAGGACAUUAGCCAAUUGCUACGAACGAUGCACGACUAGGAUACAGCUUUUCCACCGCCCUCUCACCAUACCCAUUGGAAAGGGGGUACGACAAGGCGAUACUAUAUCGCCGAAGCUGUUCACGGCUGCAUUGCAAUGGAUAAUGAAAUCACUGUCCUGGGAAGAAAGGGGCAUACGUGUUGAUGGAAGAUUUCUUUCGAACCUUCGUUUCGCGGACGACAUCGUUCUCUUUUCGAGCAGCACCAAUGAAGCAGAAACGAUGCUCAACGAAUUGAACGAAGCAGGGAAGAGAAUAGGACUACGAAUAAACAGAAAGAAGACACAGUUCAUGAAGAACGCGCACUGCGAGGACGGAGGAGUACAACUUGAAGGCUUCCAAAUCGUGGAAACUCCGUCAUACGUAUACCUCGGACGUUCUAUGAACAUGGAAAACGACUUGAAGGAAGAACUGAAUAGAAGAAUGAGAGCAGCAUGGGCAGCAUUCGCAGCCGUCAGGGAAGCUACGGACCAACUGACGGACCAUGAUCUUCGUGCCCAUCUGUUCGACUCGACAGUCCUUCCAGCGCUCUGUUACGCAGCGGAGACGUGGGCAGACACCGCGGCCACGUCUAGGAAGCUACUUACUACCCACAGAGCCCUUGAGAGAUGCCUUCUGAAGUUGAACCGACGCACACAACACCUUGCCGGUCUUCGUAGCUCCGACUUAAGAGGAAUGUCCCGUCUUCGCGACCCAGCGGAAUAUGUAUCGAAAGCAAAACAUAGAUGGGCCGGUCACAUCAUGAGAAGAAUCGACGAUAGAUGGACUAAAAGAACGCUAGAGUGGAUCCCAAGGGACGCUAAACGCCCCCGAGGGAGACCGCCAACGAGAUGGAGUGACGUGUUCGCUGCACGGAUGGACCAGCUGAGAGCUCAGCUGGAUACGGCUCAAGGACCUCGUCAACGUCACUCACGAAGCUUGAGAACAUCUUGGAUGACAAUGGCGAGGGAACGAAACGAGUGGAAGAGAUGCUGGGGCCCGCACGUCGAGUGA